Molecule: messenger RNA, 675 nt
Organism: Nelumbo nucifera (sacred lotus)
Lineage: Eukaryota; Viridiplantae; Streptophyta; Magnoliopsida; Proteales; Nelumbonaceae
Source: RefSeq, a predicted model, not a curated record
AUGAAUUUGCCAAGUUCAGUGAUCAACGGAAUCCUUAUUGAGAAGUAUAGGACAUCAGAAUAUGCAACAAGUACAAGAAGACGGAUAAGAGAACUGGCAUUCAUUGGAAAACCAGUCAUUGGAUCAAUCAGAGGAAGUGAGGCUAGCUUGUGGAAGCAGCUCUACACAUUGACUCGAAGCUAUACUGCAAUCCUGGCUAGAGGAAACAGUGCAGCAUUCAUCACAGGCUUCAUGACAUUCCUAUCUGUUGGAGGCUUCCCAUCUUUCAUUGAAGAAAUGAAGGUCUUUUAUCGCAAAAGGCACAACGGGCAUUAUGGCAAUGCAGUAUUCAUCCUAUCCAUUUCUAUCUCCUCAUUCCCUUUCUUGUUGGCAGUGUCACUCGCUACUGGCUCAAUAACCUUUUACAUGGUGAAGCUUCACCCAGGAUUCUCUCACCUUAUGUUCACCUACACCAAUCUCUUAAGCUGCAUUGCUACUGUAGAAGGGAUCAUGAUGGUUGUUGAAUCAUUGGUACCAAAUUACUUGAUGGGUGUCGUAGUUGGUACCAGAGCACUUGUAAGGAAACUACUGCAACUUUUUGUUCUUCACAAAUUUCAUCUUCUGUUCACAAAUUGCCUCCACAGGCAUCAUCAUUCAUCAACUCCUCGAGGGAUUGUAAGACAUCGAAAAAGGUAG